AUGGCAAUUGUCGCUGUCCUGACAUAUAAUAAUCUUGCAUGGAAUGAAUAUAUUAAGAAAAGCCUAAAUUUUCUGGACUAUGGUCAAUUUCAAACAAUAAAAACACGUAGACAUCAACAACGGCCAUCAUCAUCAUCAUUAUUAACAACAGCAACAACAGCAGCAGCAACAAAAGUAGCAACAUCAAAAGUAGCAACAUCAAAAGUAGCAACAUCAAAAGUAGCAACAGAAACAGCAACAUCCUCUGUUCGAAUUUCAUUCGAUAAGAAUCAGUCAUUAAUACUAAAAAUAAAAACAAACGUACGAAAGCAAACAGAAGAACGACGUAAACAUAAUAAUCGAAAAGCUGAAGAAAGAGUUAAACGAGCACAAACAAGUAUUGUUUUGAAAGAUGAACCUAUGGAUAAAAUUCACAUGUAUCAAUGA
This is a messenger RNA of Rotaria sp. Silwood2, 426 nucleotides long. The record is from the annotation of a GenBank genome assembly. NCBI's taxonomy places the organism in Eukaryota, Metazoa, Rotifera, Eurotatoria, Philodinida, Philodinidae.